Molecule: messenger RNA, 16590 nt
Organism: Gorilla gorilla gorilla (western lowland gorilla)
Lineage: Eukaryota; Metazoa; Chordata; Mammalia; Primates; Hominidae
Product: zinc finger protein 718
Exons: 5
Coding region: 1841-3181 (446 amino acids)
Biological process (GO): regulation of transcription by RNA polymerase II
Molecular function (GO): RNA polymerase II cis-regulatory region sequence-specific DNA binding; DNA-binding transcription factor activity, RNA polymerase II-specific
Source: RefSeq, a predicted model, not a curated record
GGCAUCCGGGAUCUGGCGCGGCCUUUGCUUGUAGCUCCAGCCAGAGCUCGGUUAGGGCCUCAUCGCUCUGCUCCCGCUCCUUAGGGAAGCCUGGGUGAUUCUGCCACAGCCUCAGCCUCUGUGGCUCUGUGAGCUGCCGGUAUUGGAUGAUUCGUAUCUAAGACUCUGGGACACUCCUGAAGUCGGGAAAUGACGGAGUCUUCACUGUGUCGCCAGGCUGGAGUGCAGUAGUGCGAUCUCGGCUCACCGCAUUCUCCACCUCCCAGGUUCAAGCGAUUCACCUGCCUCAGCCUCCUGAGUAGCUGGGAUUACAGACGCGCCACCACACUCAGCUAAUUUUUUUGUAUUUUUAGUAGAGACGGGGUUUCGCCAUGUUGGCCAGGAUGGUCUCCAUCCUCUGACCUCAUGAUCCACCGGCCUCAGCCUCCCAAAGUGCUGGGAUUAUAGGCGUGAGCCACCGCGCCUGGCUGAAAACUUUUCUUUUAGUCAUAUUUUCCAUGCACUGUUUAGAAGUACCGGACGUUAUAUACAAAGUGCCCACCAGGCUUCACUUGAGAGAAAAACCUUUGUUCUCAGGAUUUCAGCCACAACCCACAAUUGUAUGACAAAGUGCAGCAAGGUGCUCCCCAAAUCUGCAAACAAAAUAGUCUCUCUAUUUGGGAUCUACAGUCCCUUCUAGAGCAGUUAGACUAGAUUUCUACAAAAAUCACUUCAGGACAGCAAUCAGUUAUUUCACCUCCUUCAGUGCUCCUGUCAUCUUCAGAUCUGACACGGAUUCAGAGAUCACGGGGCCCAUAAACCCAACCAGGAUCAUACAUGUGCAUUGAUUAAACUUGAGAACUUCAGUUCUCUCCCUCCUCCCUUUGCCCAAAUGCCCACAAAUGUGCAUAGCUCACCAGCCCUCCAAGACCUAAAUGUGCAGUUCCAAAUUCUGAAUUUAUUUUCUGGGAUUUGAGAGAAGAAAAGAACUUUUAUUUGAGAAAUACAUGUUCUUUUAAUGAUCAGACCCAGAAACUGGUUAAAAUGAGACCACAGUGAUGUACUGUUCCCGUCUUUGAACUAUUUGUCUUUUGAAAUUGCUUGCUAUUGGCACAAGUGGCUAUAAAUUAACCUAAUAAUGCCACACUGGACACUAUAAUCCACACCCAAUAGCUUAAUAAUGUAUAUAACCAAUCACUAACCGAUGUUACUUCUGUAAAUAAGAAUUCCUGACAACUUUCUAUCCUGCCUGCCUUUUUGCCUUUACAAAUAUACUUGUAAUUGGAGUGUAUAUUCAGGUAGCUCUAUACUCCAGGAUUGCAGUCUUCAAGCUUUGGCCCCAGAAAACUCUCUACUUAUAUUAUGUUUAUCCCAGCAUUUCCUUUUAGGUCAAAAUAUUCUUAAGAAUGUGUUGAAGGAGCCUCCAUGAGGUGAUCUCUCCUCUGGUUUUACUCUGCUUACUCUAACCCCUAAGAAUGUAGAGGCACAUUGAUCCCACCUAGAAUCUGCAUACAAAAGUUGGCCUCUGCCUGGGAUUCCCAACACUGGACCAGACUUUGGGUUGAAGACAUACGAAAAACUCACAGAAGACAUUUUCUGCAUCAUGUGAGGUCAAUGUAGACAUCUUAAGCCCCAUUUUUAGAGUGGAGCCCUUUGAGUUUUCCAGAUCUUGUUCAGUGACCUGCUACAGCUGUGUGAGAGGCUUCUGAUGGGAACAGAAUCCUGUGGCAGAAUCUUUAAGUGUAAACAAGCAUCUUAGCAGUGGGAGGAACUCUUAACAUUCAAGGAUGUGGCCAUAGAAUUCUCUCCAGAAGAGUGGAAAUGUCUGGACCCUUCCCAGCAGAAUUUAUAUAGAGAUGUGAUGUUGGAGAACUACAGAAACCUGGUCUCCCUGGGUGUUACUAUCUCUAACCCAGACCUGGUCACCUGUCUGGAGCAAAGAAAAGAGCCCUACAAUUUGAAGAUACAUGAGACAGCAGCCAGUCCCCCAGCUGUGUGUUCUCAUUUCACCCCAAACCUUUGGACAGUGCAGGGCAUAGAAGAUUCAUUCCACAAACUUAUACCAAAAGGACAUGAGAAACGUGGACAUGAGAAUUUAAGAAAAACUUGUGAAAGUGUGAAUGAGUGUAAGGUGCAGAAAGGUGGUUAUAAUAGAAUUAACCAAUGCUUAUUAACUACCCAGAGCAAAAUAAUUCAAUCUAAUAUAUGUGUCAAAGUUUUUCAUAAAUUUUCAAAUUCAAACAAAGAUAAGAUAAGAUAUACUGGAGAUAAAACCUUUAAAUGUAAAGAAUGUGGCAAAUCAUUUCACGUGCUCUCACGCCUAACUCAACACAAAAGAAUUCAUACUGGAGAGAACCCCUACACAUGUGAAGAAUGUGGCAAAGCCUUUAAUUGGUCCUCAAUUCUUACUAAACAUAAGAGAAUUCAUGCAAGAGAGAAAUUCUACAAGUGUGAAGAAUGUGGUAAAGGCUUUACUCGGUCCUUACACCUUACUAAACAUAAGAGAAUUCAUACUGGAGAGAAACCCUACAUAUGUGAAGAAUGUGGUAAAGCUUUUAACCAAUCCUCAACCCUUAAUUUACAUAAGAGAAUUCAUUCUGCACAAAAAUACUACAAAUGUGAAGAAUGUGGUAAAGCCUUUAAGUGGUCCUCAUCCCUUAAUGAACAUAAGAGAAUUCAUGCUGGAGAGAAACCCUUCUCAUGCGAAGAAUGUGGCAAUGUCUUUACCACAUCCUCAGACUUUGCUAAACAUAAGAGAAUUCAUACAGGAGAGAAACCCUACAAAUGUGAAGAAUGUGGAAAAUCCUUUAAUAGGUCCACAACUCUUACGACACAUAAGAGAAUCCAUACUGGAGAGAAACCCUACACAUGUGAAGAAUGUGGAAAAGCCUUUAAUUGGUCCUCAACCCUUAAUGUACACAAGAGAAUUCACUCUGGAAAAAAUCCCUACAAAUGUGAAGAUUGUGGCAAAGCCUUUAAAGUGUUUGCAAACCUGCAUAAUCAUAAGAAAAUUCAUACUGGAGAGAAACCCUACAUAUGUAAACAAUGUGGCAAAGCCUUUAAACAGUCCUCACACUUGAAUAAACAUAAGAAAAUUCACACCGUAGAUAAACCCUACAAAUGUAAAGAAUGCGGGAAAGCUUUUAAGCAGUACUCCAACCUUCCUCAACAUAAGAGAACUCAUACUGGAGGAAAAUUUUAGAAAUGUGAAGAAUGUGGGAGCCUUUAAGUCUUCCUCAGUCUUUUCUAAUCAUAAUUCAUACUGGAGAGAAACUCUACACGUGAAAAAAUUGACAAAGCUUUUAACCACAACUCAAUCUGUUCUAAACAUAAGAGAAAUGGUAUUGGUGAGAAGCCAUAAAAAUAUGAAAAAUGUGGAAAAGCCUUCAAAUGCUUGUCACAUCUUACUGAAUAUAAUUCUUACUGCAGAAAACCCCUAGGAAUAUUAAAAGUGUGGCAAAACCUUUAACCAAUGCUCAUAUCUCUUUGCACAUGAUAGCAUUUAUACUUGAGAAAAAUUGUACAAAUAUAGAAAAUGUAGAAAAGCCAUUAAUGCCUACUCAUGUGUUACUAAAUAUCAGAGAGUUUGUACUUAAUAAAAGGAUUAUAAAUGUAGUAUUUGUUGAAAGACCUAUUAGAAAAUACAGGUCUUAAAAGUGAAGAACAGUGUUCUGAAGAUAGACAAUACAAAUAGUAAGAGGGUUGUAGUACCUGUACUUGCAUCAUGGGUCUUAUUGUGCAUAUUUCUUACUAGAAGAAAACCCUGAAGCAGUUGCCCAAACUUUCUUUGACAUUAGAGAAUUUAUAUUGGAAAGAAAUUUUACAAAUGUAAUAAAUUUGGAAAAGCAUUUGUUCAAAAACUAUAGCUUAAAAAAACAGUUUAUACCAGAAGAUAUUUUGUAGAUGUGGUAAAUAUGAAAAGAUACUCAGUCUGAAAUUAAGACUAAAUGUCAGAAUAUUUACAGUAGAAAGAAGGCAUUAACACUUGAAACAUCACAGUAUAUCAGAGUGUAAAGUAUAAAAAAAUUCCAAAGCUGAAACUGUUAGAUAAUUUCUUUCUAUAUAAGUUGAAAAGGAGUAGCUUUUUGAAGUUAUUCCAUUGAAAUUAUACUUUUUUUACUUGAAAAAAUUAUAGAUUUUUUGAAAAGCAAAUUCAACUCUAAAAUUACUUCAUACUGAUUCAGCUUAUUGUUUAUAUGAAAGCAUGUGAUGAAUUGUUGCAUCAGAGGUAUGAGUGAUUCUUUUUAGGUGGGCAUCAUUCAUGAACUUUUACAUGAAUGAGUAAGGACAUUGAAAGAUGCAUGAGAUGAUGCAUGCAUCUUUGUGAUUGACUUAUAUCAUUGCAUGAUGCAUGAGGUACAUGUUCAGAGUAAUAUUCUUCUGCAUUAUAGUGAGAGAAAAAUCUGAAUUUUAGUAAUAAAUUGCUUUUACCAGUUGCACAUUUAUGUAAUAAAAUACAGUAAAUUUUAAAAUUCUCUUUUAAGAUUGUGUGUGAAAUUUACUCAAGGGUGUAGGUAAAAAAUGGUAACAGUAUACUUUUAGUAACAUAGUUUAAUGACAUUUCUAGUAAUUUCUUUUUCCAGUGGCUUUAAACAGCAAAUAAAUUGAAGAAUAUUGUUCUCAUGUUAAAUUUUUAUUAUUUUUCAUAUUUAAAUUUAUUUUUAAAAAUUUAUGUGGGUACAUGGUAUGUGUAUACAUCAUGGCAUAUAUGGGUUACUUUGAUACAGACAUGCAACAUGUAAUCACAUCAGAGUAAAUGAGUUAUUCAUCACCUCAAGCAUUUAUCCUUUGUAUUACAAACAAUCCAAUUAUACACUUCAUUUUUAAAUGUACAAUUAAAUUAUUUUUUAUUACAGGUAAUUUUAUGAUUGUAUUUAGAAUUAUAUCAGAAUAUAAUUAUAAUUUAGACAUUUCUGUGUCCUGAAUAAAUAUGUUUUUAAAUGUUCCAUAUUUUUCUUUGGACAUUUGGCAUCUCUUCUGGCAAACAUGUACAGACUUCUAGUUUUGAUUUACAUGGAGAUAAAUAUAUAAACAUAUUGCUCUAAGAUAAACCUUAGGUGUAAAAAAAUUGUAGACCAAGCAACUGUGUUUGGAAAUUUGUACCUGUUUUCCAAAGGAAAUAUCAAAAUUGGGACAAAAAAUAUUCUUUUAAUAAUAUAUAUAACUUACUAGAAACAUAAAAACCUAAAAUAUUCUGGAAUCAAAUCUACACUAUAUUCUUUGUAUUUAAUUAAUUGCUGUAGAAUCUAAUGGAUCAUUGUUGAGAAUCUCCUUGUGCAAAUUAUCUGUUUUGUCUUGUACUCAUGCUAGUGAUAUAAUUCACUUGUUUCUCGUAGUUUUUUGUUUUAACUUCAUUAAGUAUUUAUUGUGUGAGCUGGUCAGAAAUUAUAAGAAUGAUUUUUAUAAAGUUUAGUAGAGCCCACAAAAUAAAUUUAAGAUGUUCACAAUGUGUGUAUUAAGUAACAUUUAGUUAGAACAUUUUGUUUAAUUGGGGAACCAUAUAUAAGCUGUUUAGUUAUUGUUCCUUUCACUUUUUAUACUCAACAUAAUUGAGUUUAUUUAUUGGGCCAAUUCAAGUAAGUACUGGGAACACUUUAUAACUUAUGAGGAUGUUUUGAUAUGUAAUUGCAGUGAACAAACAUAAGAAAGUGAUGGGUGUGUAAUAGAUGCUCCAUAAUUAGGUAUAAAUAUUUUUCUGGAGUUUAUUUGUAGGUCCAAGUAAGAGAUUGAAAAUAUCUGUGGUGAAGAAAUGGUAUUAAUUCUGUAUGUUAAGAGGACAUCUGUUCCCAGGCUGUAAAAGUGACUCAUUCUGAAUUUAAAGAAGAUUUCAGUGUUUAUAUUCUAAUCAUCUUCAGUUUUUUUAUGUCUUUAUGUGUUCAUCCCCAGCUGUGUGUGCCUCACAGCCCUUCUCCUGAUUUGUGUUAGUUUUUUCACUGUUCUCUUCAUGCCAUGUAAUUUCACAUGGAUUUUCUAGGUUCUCAUGAAAAGUUUGGAUUUGUUUUAAUGUGGUAGAUUAUUGUUUUUAAGUGGGGUGUUUGAGGGUAUUUAUAGCUUAUCAAUGCAACAUUUAGAUUACUUAAGAGUCAUUUACUGUUCACAUGUAAAAGGAUUAAGGCAGUCAGCAUUGUUUUUCUCUGUAAAAGAAAAAUUUUAUGAAAUUCUAAACAAAGUAUGUUAAAUGAAACAUAAGCUAGAAUCGGUAAAGCAUUAAUAUGGGUGGGUUGCAUAUUGUAAGCAUCGUAUGAAGAAACUCAUCCAAAUUUUGAAAUCUCUUAGAAGAAAAUGUCUUAGAAAUAAAUUUCUAGGCUGGGUACAGUGGCUCACACCUGUAAUCCCAGCACUUUGGGAAGCUGAGGUGGGUGGAUAACCUGAGGUCAGGAGUUCGAGGCCAGCCUGGCCAACAUGGCAAAACCCCGUUUCUACUAAAAAUACAAAAAUUAGCCAGUUGUGAUGGUGGGUGCCUGUAAUCUAAGCUACUUGGGAGGCUGAGGCUGGAGAAUUGCUUGAACCCGGGAGGUGGAGGUUGCAGUGAGCUGAGAUGGCGCCACUGCACUCCAGCCUGGGUGACAGAGCGAGACUCAGUGUCAAAAGAAGGAAAUUUCUUGGAGACAGUGAUAGGUGAGUUAUUUUACAUUCUUUUUUUUUUAUUAUUAUACUUUAAGUUUUAGGGUGCAUGUGCACAACGUGCAGGCUAGUUACAUAUGUAUACAUGUGCACAUGUGCCAUGUUGGUGUGCUGCACCCAUUAACUUGUCAUUUAAUAUUAGGUAUAUCUCCUAAUGCUAUCCCUCCCCCCCUCCCCCAACCCCACAGCAGGCCCCAGUGUGUGAUGUUCCCCUUCCUGUGUCCAUGAGUUCUCACUGUUAAAUUCCCACCUAUGAGUAAGAACAUGCAGUGUUUGGUUUUUUGUCCUUGCAAUAGUUUGCUGAGAAUGAUGGUUUCAGGCUUCAUCCAUGUCCCUACAAAGGACAUGAACUCAUCAUUUUUUUAUGGCUGCAUAGUAUUCCAUGGUGUAUAUGUGCCACAUUUUCUUAAUCCAGUCUACAUUGUUGGACAUUUGGGUUGGUUCCAAGUCUUUGCUAUUGUGAAUAGUGCCGCGAUAAACAUAUGUGUGCAUGUGUCUUUAUAGCAGCAUGAUUAAUAAUCUUUCGGGUAUAUACCCAGUAAUGGGAUUGCUGGGUCAAAUGGUAUUUCUAGUUCAAGAUCCCUGAGGAAUCGCCACAUUGACUUCCACAAUGGUUGAACUAGUUUACAGUCCCACCAACAGUGUAAAAGUGUUCCUAUUUCUCCACAUCCUCUCCAGCACCUGUUGUUUUCUGACUUUUUAAUGAUCGCCAUUCUAACUGGUGUGAGGUGUUAUCUCAUUGUGGUUUUGAUUUGCAUUUCUCUGAUGGCCAGUGAUGAUGAGCAUUUUUUCAUGUGUCUUUUGGCUGCAUAAAUGUCCUCUUUUGAGAAGUGUCUUUUCAUAUCCUUCACCCACUUUUUGAUGGGGCUGUUUGUUUUUUUUCUUGUAAAUUUGUUUGAGUUCUUUGUAGAUUCUGGAUAUUAGCACUUUGUCAGAUGGGUAGAUUGCAAAAAUUUUCUCCUAUUCUGUAGGUUGCCUGUUCACUCUGAUGGUAGUUUCUUUUGCUGUGCAGAAGCUCUUUAGUUUAAUUAGAUCCCAUUUGUCAAUUUUGGCUUUUGUUGCCAUUGUCUUUGGUGUUUUAGACAUGAAGUCCUUGCCCAUGCCUGUGUCCUGAAUGGUAUUGCCUAGGUUUUCUUCUAGGGUUUUUAUGGUUUUAGGCUAACAUUUAAGUCUUUAAUCCAUCUGGAAUUAAUUUUUGUAUAAGGUGUAAGGAAGGGAUCCAGUUUCAGCUUUCUACAUAUGGCCAGCCAGUUUUCCCAGCACCAUUUAUUAAAUAGGGAAUCCUUUCCCCAUUUCUCGUUUUUGUCAGGUUUGUCAAAGAUCAGGUGGUUGUAGAUAUGUGGCAUUAUUUCUGAGGGCUCUGUUCUGUUCCAUUGGUCUAUAUCUCUGUUUUGGUACCAGUACCAUGCUGUUUUGGUUACUAUAACCUUGUAGUAUAGUUUGAAGCCAGGUAGUGUGAUGCCCCCAGCUUUGUUCUUUUGGCUUAGGAUUGCUUUGCAAUGUGUGCUCUUUUUUGGUUCCAUAUGAACUUUAAAGUAGUUUUUUCCAAUUCUGUGAAAAAAGUCAUUGGUAGCUUGAUGGGGAUGGCAUUGAAUCUGUAAAUUACCUUGGGCAGUAUGGCCAUUUUCAUGAUAUUGAUUCUUCCUACCCAUGAGCGUGGAAUGUUCUUCCAUUUGUUUGUAUCCUGUUUUAUUUCAUUGAGCAGUGGUUUGUAGUUCUCCUUGAAGAGGUCCUUCACAUCCCUUGUAAGUUUGAUUCCUAGGUAUUUUAUUGUCUUUGAAGCAAUUGUGAAUGGGAGUUCACUCAUGAUUUGGCUCUCUGUUUGUCUGUUAUUGGUGUAUAAGAAUGCUUGUGAUUUUUGCACAUUGAUUUUGUAUCCUGAGACUUUGCUGAAGUUGCCUAUCAGCUUAAGGAGAUUUUGGGCCUGAGACAAUGGGGUUUUCUUGAUAUACAAUCUUGUCAUCUGCAAACAGGGACAAUUUGACUUCUCUUUUCCUAAUUGAAUACGCUUUGUUUCUUUCUCCUGCCUGAUUGCCCUGGCCAGAACUUCCAAUACUGUGUUGAAUCGGAGUGGUGAGAGAGGGCAUCCCUGUCUUGUGCCAGUUUUCAAAGGGAAUGCUUCCCUUUUUUGCCCAUUCCGUAUGAUAUUGGCUGUGUGUUUGUCAUAGAUAGCUCUUAUUAUUUUAAGAUACGUCCCAUCAAUACCUAAUUUAUUGAGAGUUUUUAGUAUGAAGGUUGUUGAAUUUUCUCAAACGCCUUUUCUGCAUCUAUUGAGAUAAUCAUAUGGUUUUUGUCAUUGGUUCUGUUUAUAUGCUGGAUUACGUUUAUUGAUUUUCAUAUGUUGAACCAGCCUUGCAUCCCAGGGAUGAAGCCCACUUGAUCAUGGUGGAUAAGCUUCUUGAUGUGCUGCUGGAUUCGGUUUGCCAGUAUUUUAUUGAGGAUUUUCACAUUGAUGUUCAUCAGGGAUAUUGGUCUAAAAUUCUCUUUUUUUGUUGUGUCUCUGCCAGGCUUUGGUAUCAGGAUGAUGCUGGCCUCAUAAAAUUUAGUUAGGGAGGAUUCCCUCUUUUUCUAUUGAUUGGAAUAGUUUCAGAAGGAAUGGUACCAGAUCCUCCUUGUACCUCUGGUAGAAUUUGGCUGUGAAUCCAUCUGGUCCUGGACUUUUUUUUGGUUGGCAAGCUAUUAAUUAUUGCCUUAAUUUCAGAGCCUGUUAUUGGUCUAUUCAGAGAUUCAACUUCUUCCUAGUUUAGUCUUGGGAGGGUGUAUGUGUUGAGGAAUUUAUCCAAUUCUUCUAGAUUUUCUAGUUUAUUUGCAUAGAGGUGUUUAUAGUAUUCUCUGAUGCUAGUUUAUAUUUCUGUGGGAUCGGUGGUAAUAUCCCCUUUAUCAUUUUUUAUUGCAUCUAUUUGAUUCUUCUCUCUUUUCUUCUUUAUUAGUCUUGCUAGUGGCCUAUCAAUUUUGUUGAUCUUUUCAAAAAAACCAGCUCCUGGAUUCAUUGAUUUUUUGAAGGGCUUUUUGUGUCUCUAUCUCCUUCAAUUCUGCUCUGAUCUUAGUUAUUUCUUGCCUUCUGCUAGUUUUUGAAUGUGUUUGCUCUUGGUUCUCUAGUUCUUUUAAUUGUGAUGUUAGGGUGUCAAUUUUAGAUCUGUCCUGCUUUCUCUUGUGGGCAUUUAGUGCUAUAAAUUUCCCUCUACACACUGCUUUGAAUGUGUCCCAGGGAUUCUGGUAUGUUGUGUCUUUGUUCUCACUGGUUUCAAAGAACAUCUUUAUUUCUGCCUUCAUUUCAUUAUGUACCCAGUAGUCAUUCAGGAGCAGGUUGUUCAGUUUCCAUGUAGUUGAGCAGUUUUGAGUAAGUUUCUUAAUCCUGAGUUCUAGUUUGAUUGCACUGUGGUCUGAGAGACAGUGUUAUAAUUUCUGUUCCUUUACAUUUGCUGAGGAGUGCUUUACUUCCAACUAUGUGGUCGAUUUUGGAAUCAGUGCAGUGUGGUGCUGAGAAGAAUGUAUAUUCUGUUGAUUUGGGGUGGAGAGUUCUGUAGAUGUCUAUUAGGUCUGGUUGGUGCAGGGCUGUGUUCAAUUCCUGGAUAUCCUUGUUAACUUUCUGUCUCGUUGAUCUGUCUAAUAUUGACAGUGGGGUAUUAAAGUCUCCCAUUAUUAUUGUGUGGGAGUCUAAGUCUCUUUCUAGGUCUCUAAGGACUUGCUUUAUGAAUCUGGGUGCUCCUGUAUUGGGUGCAUAUAUAUUUAGGAUAGUUAGUUCUUCUUGUUGAAUUGAUCCCUUUACCAUUAUGUAAUGGCCUUCUUUGUCUCUUUUGCUCUUUGUUGGUUUAAAGUCUGUUUUAUCAGAGACUAGGAUUGCAACCCCUGCCUUUUUUUGUUUUCCAUUUGCUUGAUAGAUCUUCCUCCAUCCCUUUAUUUUGAGCCUGUGUGUGCCUCUGCACGUGAGAUGGGUUUCCUGAAUACAGCACACUGAUGGGUCUUGACUCUUUAUCCAGUUUGCCAGUCUGUGUCUUUUAAUUGGAGUAUUUAGCCCAUUUACAUUUAAGGUUAAUAUUGUUAUGUGUGAAUUUGAUCCUGUCAUUAUGAUGUUAGCUGGUUAUUUUUCUUGUUAGUUGAUGCAGUUUCUUCCUAGCCUCAAUGGUCUUUACAAUUUGGCAUGUUUUUGCUGUGGCUGGUACCGGUUAUUCCUUUCCAUUUUUAGUGCUUCCUUCAGGAGCUCUUUUAGGGCAGGCCUGGUGGUGACAAAAUCUCUCAGCAUUUGGUUGUCUGUAAAGUAUUUUAUUUCUCCUUCACUUAUGAAGCUUAGUUUGUCUGGAUAUGAAAUUCUAAGUUGAAAAUUCUUUUCUUUAAGAAUGUUGAAUAUUGGCCCCCACUCUCUUCUGGCUUGUAGAGUUCCUGCCGAGAGAUCAGUUGUUAGUCUGAUGGGCUUCCCUUUGUGGGUAACCCGACCUUUCUCUCUGGCUGCCCUUAACAUUUUUUCCUUCAUUUCAGCUUCGGUGAAUCUGACAAUUAUGUGUCUUGGAGUUGCUCCUCUUGAGGAGUAUCUUUGUGGCGGUCUCUGUAUUUCCUGAAUUUGAAUGUUGGCCUUCCUUGCUAGAUUGGGGAAGUUCUCCUGGAUAAUAUCCUGCAGAGUGUUUUCCAACUUGGUUCCAUUCUCCCCGUCACUUUCAGGUACACCAAUCAGACGUAGAUUUGGUCUUUUCACAUAGUCCCAUAUUUCUUGGAGGCUUUGUUCAUUUCUUUUUAUUCUUUUUUCUCUAAACUUCUCUUCUCGCUUCAUUUCAUUUAUUUCAUCUUCCAUCACUGAUACCCUUUCUUCCAGUUGAUUGAAUCAGCUACUGAGGCUUGUGCAUUCGUCAUGUAGUUCUCAUGCCUUGGUUUUCAGCUCCAUCAGGUCCCUUAAGGACUUCUCUGCAUUGAUUAUUCUAGUUAGCCAUUCGUCUAAUUUUUUUUCAAGGUUUUUAACUUCUUUGCCAUGGGUUCGAACUUCCUCCUUUAGUUUGGAGUAGUUUGAUCAUCUGAAGCCUUCUUGUCUCAACUCAUCAAAGUCAUUCUCUGUCCAGCUUUGUUCCAUUGCUGGUGAGGAGCUGCGUUCCUUUGGAGGGCAGAGGCACUCUGAUUUUUAGAGUUUCCAGUUUUUCUGCUCCGUUUUUUCCCCAUCUUUGUGGUUUUAUCUACCUUUGGUCUUUGAUGAUGGUGAUGUACAGAUGGGGUUUUGGUGUGGAUGUCCUUUCUGUUUGUUAGUUUUCCUUCUAACAGUCAGGACCCUCAGCUUCAGGUCUGUUGGAGUUUGCUGGAGGUCCACUCCAGACCCUCUUUGCCUGGGUAUCAGCAGCAGAGGCUGCAGAACAGCGGAUAUUGGUGAACAGCAGAUGUUGCUGCCUGAUCCUUCCUCUGGAAGUUUUGUCUCAGAGGAGUACCCAGCCAUGUCAGGUGUCAGUCUACCCCUACUGGGGGGUGCCUCCCAGUUAGGCUACUUGGGAGUCAGGGACGCACUUGAGGAGGCACUCUGUCUGUUCUCAGAUGUCCAGCUGCAUGCUGGGAGAACCACUGCUCUCUUCAAGGCUGUCAGACAGGGACGUUUAAGUCUGCAGAGGAUUCUGCUGCCUUUUGUUUGGCUUCACCCUGCCCCCCAGAGGUGGAGUCUACAGAGGCAGGCAGGCCUCCUUGAACUGCGGUGGGCUCCACCGAGUUCGAGUUUCCUGGCCGCUUUGUUUGCCCCCUCAAGCCUCGGCAAUGGUGGGCACCCCUCCCCCAGCCUCACUGCCACCUUGCAGUUUGAUCUCAGACUGCUGUGCUAGCAAUGAGUGAGGCUCUGUGGGUGUAGGACCCUCUGAGCCAGGCAUGGGAUAUAAUCUCCUGGUGUACGAUUUGCUAAGGCCAUUGGAAAAGCGUAGUAUUAGGGUGGGAAUGACCCAAUUUUCCAGGUGCCAUCUGUCACCCCUUUCUUUGACUAGGAAAGGGAAUUCCCUGACCCCUUGUGCUUCCCGGCUGAGGCAAUGCCUCGCCCUGCUUCAGCUCACGCUUGGUGUGCUGCACCCACUGUCUUGCACCCACUUUCCAACACUCCCCAGUGAGAUGAACCCGGUACCUCAGUUGGAAAUGCAGAAAUCACCCGUCUUCUGCGUCGCUCACGCUGGGAGCUGUAGACUGGAGCUGUUCCUAUUUGGCCAUCUUGGCUCCACCUGUCGAGAUAUUUUACAUUAACUUUCUAUGACAUACUUAUAGCAAAACUUAUUUUUUCAUGCAGAAUAGUCUAUAUUCUAUAUUUAUUGUAAAGCAUAUACCGUACAUGGUGACUAGUCACCAUGCUGUACAGUAAAUUUUCUGAACUUAGUCAACUGUAUUUAUAAUUAUUUUACAGAGAUUUCUCCAAAUGCCUCUUUUUUUCUGAAUAAACAAGCAUCCAGUAACCAGCAUUUUGCCGUCUGGAUUAUUUCACUUGGCAUAAUGUCCUCUAAAUUUAUCCAUAUUGUUUCAAAUGACAAGAUUUUUUCUCUUUUAUUGCCAAGUAGUAUUUCAUUGUGUGUAACACAUUUUUAAAAAUUUAAAUAUAUAGUCAUCUAUUGGUUGAAAAACUCAUGUAAUGAAAAUACAUUUGUGUUAAAGCAUGUAUUAAUGUAAUUCAGCAUGUAAAAUUUUAUUAAUCAUAGCUAAUUUGUACCAAACACUAACCAAAACUCUAUGUGUGUUAGUAAAUUUAAUUCUCACAGUAACUCAAUAACAUAGGUACUUAUUUUACAGGGAAAGAUACAGAGCCACAGAGAAAAAUGACUUGGUCACAUUGCAAAACCAGUAUUAAAACACAAGCAACUUUGACUUCAGAAGUAACUUUUGUCUAUUACAGUAAACACCUUCUUCAAACAAAAUAAAUGAUUAACAACCAUUCUUAGUAAAAAUUUAACAAAAAUGGAAACAACUGAUACUUUUUUUUCUUAUACAUGUGUGUGUAAAUGUAUAAAACAUGAUACAUACCAGGUGUGGUGACUCUCACCUGUAAUCCCAGCAUGUUGGGAGGCUGAAACGGGUGGAUCACAAGGUCAAGAGAUUGAGACCAUCCUGGCCAACAUGGUGAAACUCCAUCUCUACUAAAAUUAGAUGGCCGUGGUGGGGUGCACCUGUAGUCCCAGCUACUCAGGAGGCUGAGGCAGGAGAAUCGCUUGAACCUGGGAGGUGUAGGUUGCAGUGAGCCAAGAUUAUGCCACUGCACUGCAGCCUGAUGACAGAGUGAGACUCCAUCUUAAAAAAAUAAAUAAAAUAAAAAUAAUAUGAUACACAAAGGAGAAAUACUUCCUGUAUUUAUACCAUAUAAACUCUAGAAAUUGCCCUUUGGUACUGACGUGUACUUGGGAACAACUUUUUUUUUCAACUGCCCUUCCCCACCCCUCCAGCAACUCAGUACUUAUAGCAUAAUUUUAAACUAAACCUGUAGUCAGCAAAUGCUGUAAUGUAAUUAAAUAUUAUUUACUACAAACACAAGCAGUAUACUAUGAUUUUAUUACCUUCGUUAAUACAAAUUUAUUUAUUGAGCUAUUUCACUCGUUUAGUUUCCAUUGUGCCCAUUUCUCAGCUUUGCUGAAAUACUACUACUUAUAAUUAUUUCCACCAAAAUCAUUUUCUAUUUGUUUAUAAAACUUUAAAUUUUUAAUCUUUGGGAACCUCAGCUCAGCAGUCAGAGCUCUUAGUCCUGACAAGAGCCCUAGAACUAGGAAAGAAACCAAUAGUUACUAUUUAUACAGAGUUCAAAUGUGCCCUUUUAGUUUUCCACACUUAUACAGCCAUCUGAAAAGAAAAAGGAAUUUUUGACAGCAAAGGAUACUUCUGUUAAAUAUGGGUCGCAGGUUUUUACCCUAUCCCAGGCUGUCCACCUACUACAAAAGUAGCUGUAGUUCAUUGGUGGGGCUACCAGAAGGGCCAAGAUAAAAUUGCCCAGAGAAACAGGAGGGCUGACCAAGCAGCUAGGGCCACCACCUGCAGAGUCCAUCCCACAGAAUUUGGCUGAGCGAGGGAUGAAAGAAGUAUGCAGACACAGGUAUUUUACCUAACAGUGCAGCUAGGGGACUGUACCACUUAUCACCACCUAUGAGAAUGCAGCCGUGAUAAGCCAUUGAUGCUCGCAUUUGUUUACUACAGAUGUAAUGACAAAGGCUUGGAACAAACACAAUUUAUGGGUAAUAAACAUCAUAGGCCCCCAAGUAGAGAGCAGUCCUGCACGUGAAUGAUCAAAGGUCAGUUUUAGGAGAUCAGUUUUGGGACAACAUGAAUAAACAAGCUAUUUAGAUAAACUCCUCUACAUUCCUUUGUAUCUACUCCUCACCCUUUGCCCUAGGGUAAGGACAGCUGCCUUCAGCUCAUUCUUGCCCGAAGCUUUGCAAAACCUCCCGGCCUUCCAAGAAGGUUUGUGUCUUUCCCUAUAACUUUUUCUUACAAAUUUUUCCACCACCCUGACCAAUCUUCAACCACCCUCUCUGGGAACGUUUUGUGGCCCUUAUUCCAACUUUGUCUAACAACCUCCCCAUCCUGCAAUAUGCUCACAAGAAAAAGAAAUGGGUUAUCAAAUGUGAAUAUAUCCUAAAACAUUUAAGGUUGUAUAAAUUGGGAGCGGUUCUCUGUCUUCCCAGGCCCUCCAACAGGAAGUAAUAAGGGCACUCCAUAAUUCUUGUCACUUUGGGAGAGACCAUCUCCAUCAGCUGUGAAAAAUAUUUUUGUCAAGUUUGUAAAGCCUAUCCGUCUUGUGUCUGUAAUAAUCCUGGACGCCCUAAGCCACUCUAAUUAAUUCAGCCUGUUCAGCAACAAGAAACCUACCUAGCAGGAAGACUGGCAGAUAGACUUCACUUAAUUGUCAGCCUGUCGAGGCUAUAACUACCUUCUGAUCUUCGGGGACACCUUUACCGGCUGGGUUGAAGAAUCUCAUGGUAGAAUAGAAAAAAUUCAAGUAAUUACCAAGGCCCUUCUCAAAUAAAUUAUCUCUUGAUUUGGGCGUCCACGGUCUUCACAAAGUAACAAAGGUUCAUAUUUUAUUUUACACACUACCCAGUUAGUGGCAAAAGCCCUAGGGAUAAAAUACUUCUUACAGUCCUCCUGAAGGCCAUAACCUUCUGGGAAUGUAGAAAGAACUAAUCGAGCUAUUAAAAGCACCCUGAGCAAAUGAUGCCAGGAAAACCUCUUUACCAUGGCUAGAACUUCUGCCCAUGGCAUUUUGCAGAUCAGAACAGCCCCUAAAUUACAUCUAUGCCUUAGUGUUAUUGAAAUCCUAUAUGAGAUCCUUUCUACUUGCAAACUUAACAUUACACCAACAGGUUACCAAAUUAACCCAGUACAUAAAAUCCCUGACUCAAUUUCAAGAGGCCGUCCGGAGUUUGCCUGCCUAAGUGACACUUGCAACAACCAACAACCGUUUUACCCCACAGGAUCAGCAGUCCUCAUUAAAAUCUGGAGAGAUGGGUCUUUUGGAUCGCAACUAACCUCUUCACAAAAGAACCCCUUUACUGUCAUACUUUCUACUCCAAUAGCUAUCAAAGUUUCUGGCAUCUCUAGUUGGAUAAAUCACUUUUGAAUAAAACUCUGGAAAGACUUUAAGGAACCAAAUGUGGAACCAGAACUCAGCUACUGUUGUGAGCCACUGGAGGACUUAAAAUUUCUCUUUGAAUGAGAAGAUAAGUAAUGUUCUCCCUCUUUUUACCUUAAAGUAGGGUAAUCCCAAUAUUGGCAAUCUCAUUUACAGGGGCACUGUUUAUUCUUUCUUUAACCCUAUCUUGUACAGCACCAGGAGUUCCAAUAAGAGCUUGCUUUAUCUAAUAUCAAUUUUUUAGCCUAAUGAUUUAUUUUACUUUUGGUUGCUUUAGUGCAUCAGCAAUGUUAGUAAUAUUUUGAUGUUUAUAUUACAAGUCAUAAUACUCUGCAGAUUUACUAAUAUGCCUUUGUUACCGUAAACCAACACCCCCUCCAGGGAAGAGUUAACUGUGACCCUCCUCAAUUUAAACCUCAAAGCCAUAAUCUGAA